Molecule: messenger RNA, 2394 nt
Organism: Peromyscus eremicus (cactus mouse)
Lineage: Eukaryota; Metazoa; Chordata; Mammalia; Rodentia; Cricetidae
Product: protocadherin alpha-7-like
Exons: 4
Coding region: 1-2394 (797 amino acids)
Biological process (GO): homophilic cell-cell adhesion
Cellular component (GO): plasma membrane
Molecular function (GO): calcium ion binding
Source: RefSeq, a predicted model, not a curated record
AUGGUAUUUCACAUUUGCGCGUUAUUGAGAUUUCUGGGACUCUGGAUUCUUAUAGCCUUUUGGGAGGUGGGGAGCGGCCAGCUCCACUACUCCGUCCCCGAGGAGGCCAAACACGGCACCUUUGUGGGCCGCAUCGCCCAGGAUCUUGAACUGCAGCUGCCGGAGUUGGUGCCUGGUCUGUUUCAGUUGGAUUCCAAGGGCUUUGGGGACCUUCUGGAGGUAAACCUGCAGAAUGGCAUUUUGUUUGUGAAUUCUCGGAUCGACCGGGAGGAGCUGUGCGGGCGGAGCGCGGAGUGUAGCAUCCACCUGGAGGUGAUCGUGGACCGGCCGCUGCAGGUUUUCCACGUGGAGGUGGAGGUGAGGGACAUUAAUGACAACCCGCCCCUGUUCCCAACCACACAAAAGACUCUGUUUAUCCCGGAGUCCAGACUGCCUGACUCGCGGUUUCCACUAGAGGGCGCGUCAGACGCAGAUGUCGGUUCCAAUGCUCUGCUGACUUACAGACUGAGCACCAAUGAACAUUUCUCUCUGGAUGUACCACCCAACCACGAACAGGUGAAACCCCUUGGGCUUGUUUUGCGGAAACCAUUAGACAGAGAAGAAGCUGCGGAGAUGCGCUUAUUGCUCACGGCCACCGACGGAGGCAAACCGGAGCUGACAGGCACCGUUCAGUUACUCAUCACAGUGCUGGAUGUCAAUGAUAAUGCUCCAGUUUUUGACAGAUCUCUCUAUACCGUGAAGUUACCAGAGAACGUUCCAAACAGGACGUUGGUAAUCAAAGUCAAUGCCUCAGAUUUAGAUGAAGGCGUGAAUGGUGACGUUAUAUACUCAUUUUCUAAUGAUGUUUCUCCAGAUAUAAAAUCCAAGUUUCACGUGGAUGCUGUGAGUGGAGAAAUUACAGUUAUAGGAGUUAUUGAUUUCGAAGAAAGUAAAGCUUACAAGAUUCCAUUAGAGGCACGUGAUAAAGGCUCCCCACCACUGAUUGGUCACUGUACAGUUCUCGUGGAAGUUGUAGAUGCUAACGACAAUGCUCCACAGCUGAAUGUCAAAACGCUCUGGCUCCCUGUUAAAGAAGACGCACAGCUGGGGAAAGUUAUCGCCUUGAUCGGCGUGACUGAUCUAGACGCAGGUGUCAACGGGCAGGUGACCUGCUCCCUGACCCCUCACGUCCCUUUUAAGCUGGUGUCCACCUUCAAGAAUUACUAUUCGCUUGUGUUGGAUAACGCCCUGGACCGAGAGACCACAGCUGACUAUACGGUGGUGGUGACAGCCCGGGACGGCGGCUCGCCUUCGCUGUGGGCCACAGCCACUGUGUCCGUGGAGGUGGCUGACGUGAACGACAACGCGCCCACGUUCUCGCAGCCCGAAUACACGGUGUUCGUGAAGGAGAACAACCCGCCUGGCGCGCACAUCUUCACGGUGUCGGCCAUGGACGUGGACGCGCAGGAGAACGCGCUGGUGUCCUACUCGCUGGUGGAGAGGAGGGUGGGCGAGCGCUUGCUGUCUAGCUAUGUGUCUGUGCACGCUGAGAGCGGCAAAGUGUUCGCGCUGCAGCCUCUGGACCAUGAGGAGCUGGAGCUGCUGCAGUUCCAGGUGAGCGCGCGGGAUGCUGGUGUGCCUUCCCUGGGCAGCAAUGUGACUCUGCAGGUGUUUGUGCUGGAUGAGAACGACAAUGCUCCGGUGUUGCUUGGGUCUGGGACAAGCAGUGCAGAUGGAGUGUUCAAUCAGUUGUUGCCCAGGUCUGUGGAUCCUGGUCACGUGGUGGCAAAGGUGCGCGCUAUAGACCUGGACUCUGGUUACAAUGCUUGGCUGUCUUAUGAGCUGCAGUCGUGGCCCGGCAGUACACGCAGCCCAUUCCGUGUAGGCCUAUACACUGGAGAGAUCAGCACCACUAGGGCCCUGGAGGAGGCAGAUGGGACUAGACAGCGCCUGCUGGUGCUGGUGAAGGACCAUGGUGAGCCUCAGCUGACUGCCACAGUCACCGUGCUGGUGUCUCUAGUGGAAAAUGGCCAGGCACCAAAGGUCUCGUCACGGUCCUCUGUAGGUGCUAUAGUGCCAGAAUCGUCGUUAGUGGAUGUUAACGUGUAUCUGAUCAUCGCCAUCUGCGCCGUGUCCAGCCUGUUGGUGCUCACUCUGCUGCUGUACACCGCGCUGCGCUGCUCGACUGCGCCCAUGGGGGGCGCUUGUGGGACGGGGAAGCCCGUGCUGGUGUGCUCCAGCGCGGUGGGGACCUGGUCAUACUCUCAGCAGAGGCGGCAGAGGGUGUGCUCUGGAGAGGGUCCGCCCAAGACCGACCUCAUGGCCUUCAGCCCGGGUCUACCUCCAUGUCCUGGAUCUGCAGAUGGAUCUGGAGAACCAUCUGUUUCUUUGGACUCUUAUGAGAAGAUUGAGUGA